AUGAGCUCCUCCACUAGUAGGAUGGAACAGAACAGAACAGAAGAAGCGACCAAUUAUGACUUUCAGGGUUUUGACUCAGAGGAAGAAUUAAACCCGCUUCUUUCUGGAGUCGGCCAGGAUUCAGAGGACUCAGAUGAACAGGACCAAAUUGGCUCACCUGACUCCGUAAAUAAAUCAUCUCCAGAAGAGACCAAAAAGUCAGUCAAGAGAGGGCUCAUCAGCAGGAUGAAAGCUAUUUCUGUCCAAACAUUUGCUCAAGAGUCAAUCCUGAAUGUGAGGUCUAGAGUCAGGCGUAGGCUGGCCCACCGUCAAAGACAGGAAGCUGACACUUCAGAUACUUCAAUGCUUCUGGAGAGUGAGGAUAGUCUUUCAAAUGAGAUAAUUACACCCGAAGAUCAGCAUACAAACAGUGAGUCUGAAGAGAUUGGGCCUUCCACUGCCCUCUGUAAAAGUGACUGUGAGCGUCGUCUUGAUGUGGCUCAGAAAUGCCACAUUGAGAAAGUGGCUGAGCUUGAGAGAGAAAAGGAGGAAAUCCAGGCUAUAAAGGAAAACCUCUUCUCUCAAGUUAGUCGUCUGCAGGAUGAGAGCAUCACAAAUGAAAGGAACAGGAGCCUCUUGACUGAGAAGGUGGCAAGUCUUGAAACAAGACUGGAUGAAAAAGAGUUAGAAAAUGGAAAUUUGGUGGCAGAAAUUGACGAUUUGAAGGAAAGGAAUCGGCGUCAAGAAAAGCAUUAUGGAGAGAAAGUGCCUCACCUAACAAGAGACUUGCAGCAAGCUCAGGACAGAGAAAGGGCCCUGAACCAGCAAGUGACCUCUCUUCAAACAUCAUUUAAUAAAACACAAGACGAGGCUACACAGCUCAGGGCAGCAUUGCAUGACUGUGAGCGUCGUCUUUAUGUGGCUCAGAAAUGCCACAUUGAGAAAGUGGCUGAGCUUGAGAGAGUAAAGAAGGAAAUCCAGGCUAUAAAGGAAAACCUCUUCUCUCAAGUUAGUCGUCUGCAGGAUGAGAGCAUCACAAAUGAAAGGAACAGGAGCCUCUUGACUGAGAAGGUGGCGAGUCUUGAAACAAGACUGGAUGAAAAAGAAAGAGAAAAUGAAAAUUUGGUGGCAGAAAUUGACGAUUUGAAGGAAAGGAAUUGGCGUCAAGAAAAGCAUUAUGGAGAGAAAGUGCUUCACCUCAUAACAGCCUUGGAACAAGCUCAGGACAACGAAAGGGCCCUGAACCAGCAUUCAGAGGAAACAAUCAGCAAGCUCAAAGAAGAGCUCAAGGCAAAGCAGGAGGAAGAGAUACAAGCGCCAAGUGAAAGACAUCUUAACUCCACUGGGGUGCAGACAGACGAGAUAUCACCUGACCUCGAGAUAUCACCUGAACCUCAGCAGUUGGAAACUCCUGCUAUUAUUAUUAUUACAAACACAAACACAGCCAUGAGCUCCUCCACUAGUAGGAUGGAACAGAACAGAACAGAACAGAAGAAGUGACCAAUUAUGACUUUCAGGGUUUUGACUCAGUGGAAUUAAACCCGCUUCCUUCUGGAGUCGGCCAGGAUUCAGAGGACUUAGAUGAACAGGACCAAAUUGGCUCACCUGACUCCGUAAAGAAAUCAUCUCCAGAAGAGACCAAAAAGUCAGGCAUGAGAGGGCUCAUCAGCAGGAUGAAAGCUAUUUCUGUCCAAACAUUUGCUCAAGAGUCAAUCCUGAAGGUGAGGUCUAGAGUCAGACGUAGGCUGGCCCACCGUCGAAGACAGGAAGCUGACAGUUCAGAUACUUCAAUGCUUCUGGAGAGUGAGGAUAGUCUUUCAAAUGAGAUAAUUACACCCGAAGAUCAGCAUACAAACAGUGAGUCUGAAGAGAUUGGGCCUUCCACUGCCCUCUGUAAAAGUGACUGUGAGCGUCGUCUGCAGGAUGAGAGCAUCACAAAUGAAAGGAACAGGAGCCUCUUGACUGAGAAGGUGGCGAGUCUUGAAACAAGACUGGAUGAAAAAGAGUUAGAAAAUGGAAAUUUGGUGGCAGAAAUUGACGAUUUGAAGGAAAGGAAUUGGCGUCAAGAAAAGCAUUAUCGAGAGAAAGUGUUUCACCCCACAACAGCCUUGGAACAAGCUCAGGACAACGAAAGGACCCUGAACCAGCAUUCAGAGGAAACAAUCAGGAAGCUCAGAGAAGAGCUCAAGACAAAGCAGGAGGAAGAGAUACUAGCGCCAAGUGAAAGACAUCUUAACUCCACUGGGGUGCAGACAGACGAGAUAUCACCUGACCUCGAGAUAUCACCUGAACCUCAGCAGCUGGAAACUCCUGCUGCUGAGGCUCAGAGUGAAAGCCUGUGGAAGCGCUCUCUCAGAGGUGCACUGAGCGUAGGCAAGUUCAUCGGUGUGUCCUCUGCAUGUGCACUUGUUGCAGUGGGUAUACUGUCCAUUGGAUUGAUUGCUCAUUGUGAUUGCCCAUGUGAUCCUUUCUCCCACCUGUUGGAAUCAUUGACUAUUCACAACACAGGACACCCCUCUUAA
Messenger RNA from Xyrichtys novacula (pearly razorfish), 2501 nucleotides. Lineage: Eukaryota; Metazoa; Chordata; Actinopteri; Labriformes; Labridae. The record is from the annotation of a GenBank genome assembly.